AAAUUUAAAAAAUAAAAAAAUCUAUUAAAAAUACAACUUUUAAUUUUGCAAGUUUAAAGUAAUGUACAUUAAAUGUAGGCUGUGCAGCAGGAUCAUAAGGUUUGUUAUGAAAUACAGUGAAUUAACAUUGUUUUUAAAGUAAAAAUAUUUGUGAAGUUCACGUUCCAGCUGUUCCUUGCGUUGCCGUGACAACAUGACGUCACACCGGUUUCCUCCCACUCUGUCCAGUUUAGUUUCACUUUACUUGGACUGUGUGUCGCAGUUUGUUUCUUCAGGAUUGUCUCGUGUUUGCAGUUUGAAGUCUCUCCAGGUCCUCAGGUGAAAGCAGGAAGUCUCGGGGAGGUGAUGUGGAUGUGAAUUCAGCAGCAGCUGCCAAGCAGGUUGUGGUGUCUGUGUGAAGGUGUGAGCUCUGCUAUGGAUCCGCGUGAGGAGCCAGAGGAGGGAGUCCCAUCUUCUAAAAAAAUUCUUCUCUGUGGGAAACUUGACAGCCAGACCAAAGCUCAGGGGAACCGUCUGAGACAAGAACCUCCUGAACCUGAACCCAGCUUGGUGUCCUGUAAGAGUAACUGCUCAAAGGAUUACAUUCUUGAUUUUAAACAAAGAAUGGACGAGGAGAGCUUCGAGGUUCCAAGUGGUCAGUCCGCCCAGCAGCACCAAACAUCCCUGGACUCUGUAUUCACGCUGCUGGAGGAGAACAUCGUCACAUAUGUGAAGAACGAGCUGAAGAUGUUCCAGAAAGUUCUGAGGACAGAUUACUCAAAACGCUUAGAGAGUGAGAGGGAGGAUGAGGUGCUGGACGGGAAGGCUGAAGAGCAGUGGAGGAGCAGCAGAGAGGCAUUUCUGAAGAUCACACUGAACUUCCUGAGGAACAUGAAACAGGAGAAGCUGGCUGACUGUCUGCAGAGCAGAAGUCGUUCUGGAAUAUGCCAACGCAAUCUCAAAUCUAACCUGCAGAAGAAGUUCCGGUGUGUGUUUGAGGGGAUCGCUAAAGCAGGAAACCCAACCCUUCUGAAUCAGAUCUACACAGAGCUCUACAUCACAGAGGGAGGGACUGCAGAGGUCAAUGUGGAACAUGAGAUCAGACAAAUUGAAACAGCAUCCAAGAAACCAGUUAGACCUGAAACAACAAUCAGACAACAAGACAUCUUUAAAGCAUCAUCUGGAAGAGAUGAACCAAUCAGAACAGUGAUGACAAAGGGAGUGGCUGGCAUUGGGAAAACAGUCUUAACACAGAAGUUCACUCUGGACUGGGCUGAAGACAAAGCCAACCAGGACAUACAGUUGACAUUUCCAUUCACCUUCAGAGAGCUGAAUGUGCUGAAAGAGGAAAAGUACAGCUUGGUGGAACUUGUUCAUGACUUCUUCACUGAAACCAAAGAAGCAGGAAUCUGCAGGUUUGAAGAGUUCCAGGUUGUGUUCAUCUUUGACGGUCUGGAUGAGUGUCGGUUUCCUCUGGACUUCAGCAACACUAAAAUCCUGACUGAUGUUACAGAGUCCACCUCAGUGGAUGUGCUGCUGGUAAACCUCAUCAGGGGGAAACUGCUUCCCUCUGCUCGCCUCUGGAUAACCACACGACCUGCAGCAGCCAAUCAGAUCCCUCCUGAGUGUGUUGACAUGGUGACAGAGGUCAGAGGGUUCACUGACCCACAGAAGAAGGAGUACUUCAGGAAGAAAUUCAGAGAUGAGGAACAGGCCAGCAAAAUCAUCUCCCACAUUGAGACAUCCAGAAGCUUCCACAUCAUGUGCCACAUCCCAGUCUUCUGCUGGAUCACUGCUACAGUUCUGGAGGAUGUUUUUAAAAUCAGAAAGAGAGGAGACCUGCCCAAGACCCUGACUGAGAUGUACAUCCACUUCCUGGUGGUUCAGUCCAAACUGAAGAACAUCAAGUAUGAUGGAGGAUCUGAGACAGAUCCACACUGGAGUCAAAACAGCAGGAUGAUGUUUGAGUCUCUGGGAAAACUGGCUUUUGAGCAGCUGCAGAAAGGCAACCUGAUCUUCUAUGAAUCAGACCUGACAGAGUGUGGCAUCGAUAUCAGAGCAGCCUCGGUGUACUCAGGAGUGUUCACACAGAUCUUUAAAGAGGAGAGAGGACUGUACCAGGAAAGGGUGUUCUGCUUCAUCCAUCUGAGCGUGCAGGAGUUUCUGGCUGCUCUUCAUGUCCAUCUGACCUUCAUCAACUCUGGAGUCAAUCUGAUGGCAGAAGAACAAACAACCUCAUGGUCGAAAUUCCGUAAAGAUAGAAGGAAAUGUCUCCACCAGAGUGCUGUGGACAAGGCCUUACAGAGUCCAAAUGGACACCUUGAUUUGUUCCUUCGCUUCCUCUUGGGUCUUUCACUGCAGACCAAUCAGAAGCACCUACGAGACCUUGUGACACAGUCAGGAAGUAGCUUGGAGAACAGUCAGGAUAUAAUCCGGUACAUCAAGAAGAAGUUUGAGGAAAAUAUCUCUGCAGAGAAAUACAUCAAUCUGUUCCACUGUCUGAAUGAACUGAAGGAUUGUUCUCUGGUGAACGAGAUCCAGCAGUUCCUGGAAUCAGGAAGUCUCCGCACAGAUAAACUGUCUCCUGCUCAGUGGUCAGCUCUGGUCUUCAUCUUACAGUCAUCAGAAGAAGAUCUGGACGUGUUUGACCUGAAGAAAUACUGUGAUUCAGAGGAGGCUCUUCUGAGGCUGCUGCCAGUUGUGAAAACCUCCAACAAAGCUCUACUGAGUGGCUGUGACCUCUCAAAGAAAAGCUGUGAAGAUCUGUCCUCAAUCCUCAGCUCUCAGUCCUCUAAUCUGAGACACCUGGACCUGAGUAAUAACGACCUGCAGGAUACAGGAGUGGAGCUGCUAUCUGCUGGACUGGGGAGUCCACACUGUACACUUGAAACUCUCAGGCUGAAUAGCUGUAACCUCUUGGAGAGAACCUGUGAAGUUCUGUCCCCAGUUCUCCGCUCUCAGUCCUCCAGUCUGAGAGAGUUGGACCUGAGUAACAACGACCUGUGGGAUUCAGGAGUGAAGCAGCUGUCCACUGGACUGGGGAGUCGACACUGCACACUGGAAAUUCUCAGGCUGUCCGGCUGUCUGAUCACAGAGAAAGGCUGUGAUUAUCUGGCUACAGCUUUGAGCUCCACAUCCUCCCGUCUGAUAGAGCUGGACCUGAGUUACAAUCAUCCAGGACACUUGGGGGUGAAGAAGCUGUCUGCUGUACGGGAGGAUCCACGCUGGAGGAUGAAAACUCUGAGGUGGGAGCCCAGUGGAGUCCAGUGGUUGAAACCAGGUCUGAGGAAGUAUUCCUGUAAGCUCACCCUCGACGAAAACACAGUCAACAAAAACCUCAGAGUGUCUAAUGACAAGAGGAAGGUGUCUAAUGUGUUAGAGGCUGAGCCAUAUCUUGAUCAUCCAGAGAGAUUUGACUACUGGCCUCAGCUGCUGUGUAGAGAUGGUCUGACUGGUCGCUGUUACUGGGAGGUGGAGUGGAGAGGAGUGGUGGAUGUAUCGGUGACCUACAGAGGAAUCAGCAGGAGAGGAGACAAAUGUGACGGCUUGUUUGGAGGGAGUGAUCAGUCCUGGAGUCUGAGCUGCAUUGAUGGUGGUUAUUUUGUCUGUCACAACAACAAACAAACCUCCUCCUCCUCCUCCUCCUCCUCCUCCUCCUCCUCCUCCUCCUCCUCCUCCUCGGUCUCUGGUAGAGUAGCAGUGUAUGUGGACUGUCCUGCUGGCACUCUGUCCUUCUACAGAGUCUCCUCUGACACACUGAUCCACCUCCACACCUUCAACACCACAUUCACCGAACGUCUUUAUCCUGGGUUUGGGUUCAGGUCAGAUUCUCCUCAUUCCUCAGUGUCACUAAACCUGAGCCACAGUUUAAAAUAAUCUGCAAAAGAAAGUGCAAAUUAAUGUGCAUUCCCAUCCAAUAUCAUUAUAUAAAUGAGUUCAUUGGUUGAUGGAGACAAACAGCAGUUGGUGCUAAUUUUUCAAUCAGGUGCCUUUAAACCACCACAGAAGAAGACAAGACAAGAUGAGGUCAUUAAAAGAGCUCCAGUCACAGCUCAAUCCAGAUGUAAAGGUUACAGUCUAGUGUUGUCAUUUGCUGCAUCUCUCGUCUCUUCGGUGGAUGUUGAAGUCAUAUGUUGUUGUAGGUCAUGAUUUGUUUACUACGCACAUUGCAUUGUGUGAUAUUAUGUCCUUAUCAGUGCACCGACUAUUCUACAUCAGCCAAGCGUCAAAACAAUGUCACAAUUUCAUUUGCUGAAGGCAAAACCUGCCUCUCCCCUACAGGGCUGUAGGCUACACAGGAGUCUUUAAAUGUGUUUGUCUUGUUGUGUUAUUGGGAGCCAGAAUAGAAGGAGUCAUGGCUCAAAACCAGCCGCCACUGCCCGUCAACAAAAACAAUGACAACUAUGGUUAAAUGUGAUAAGACCAAAGGACUGGACGGAGGCCAUCAUCAAAAAUGCUCACAUGUGCAGCGCACACUUCAUAUCAGGUUAGGGGAAAAGUAUUUCCUGUUGUAGGGAUGAAUAAGGUUAUGUGUAUUAAGGGUUAUCAUGUCCACCUCAUCAGAAACUGGGGAGGGAUUAAGAGGAAUAUUGGAUUUCUCUGGAACGCUAACUUUUUAGCACAUUAGCUAACGUUAGCUUCCAUAGCAAAACAAACAAGUGUGGUCCUCCUUUGUAAGAUUGGCUUCCUGUGACAUCAUCCAUCCACUGAGUGAGAGCAUACGGGUCGGCCAGUCUGGUCCCGUUGGUCAGUGUUUACUUAUUCAAGUAACACUGGCGGUCCCGGAGAGUGAGUGACCUGACAUGGUGCGUUGGUAAAUUC
This is a messenger RNA of Epinephelus moara (kelp grouper), 4800 nucleotides long. Its product is annotated as NACHT, LRR and PYD domains-containing protein 3-like. Bases 415 to 3855 code for a protein of 1146 amino acids. Gene Ontology annotation, molecular function: protein binding. Lineage: Eukaryota; Metazoa; Chordata; Actinopteri; Perciformes; Serranidae. The transcript has 13 exons. The record is from RefSeq and is a predicted model, not a curated record.